This is a messenger RNA of Hyaloscypha bicolor E, 3777 nucleotides long. RefSeq lists its product as uncharacterized. The transcript has 2 exons. The record is from RefSeq and is a predicted model, not a curated record. NCBI's taxonomy places the organism in Eukaryota, Fungi, Ascomycota, Leotiomycetes, Helotiales, Hyaloscyphaceae. Bases 21 to 3395 code for a protein of 1124 amino acids. Gene Ontology annotation, molecular function: ATP binding; ATP-dependent chromatin remodeler activity.
CGCCGGUGGAUCGCGAAGACAUGGCGUCCCGGAAUCAGCCAAACGGUCGGCCACCCUCGAACGUUCCUCUGAAGUCAAACAGCGCCCGGGCGUUUUCUUCCCAGCCAAAAUGGAAUCCCGCCGCGUUGCUCAAUCCACGAGGCUUCCAUUCAGGCCCACAGCAGAAUGUACAGAACGGUUUCUCGAACAACAAUCCUGCACAGAAACUCUCCUUCCAAUUCGAUAGUCCUGCGACAACACCGGAGCCAAGUUUCCAUGCUCAUCCCCCUCCCCAGCGCAACAAUGAGCAUAUCAGGCAGAAUGGCAUGAAUGGAAAUGGUUUUGCUGCCUAUGCAAACGGAAAUGGAAACAUGGGAGGCAUGGGACACAUGUUGGAGCGCAUGCACAAUGUCACCGAGCGGGAUAUGGUGCCUCAGAAACGAAGAAAGAUUGAAGAUCAGUCAAACGAUGCUCAGAGAAAGGCCGAAUUCAACGGUGGUGGCAAAGGCGGCGUCCUGGGGAACUACAUGAGAGAAAAGAAAGAGGAAGGCCAAAGAGAAGCCCGCGCAAAUGGAACUGUCCCCGUUGUUACGGCACUCGAUGACGACGACGAAGUCGAAGUUGUUCCGGAUGCUGGAGACAAAGAGGUUUGCUAUGGUCGAAUCGAAGGUGCAGAGAUCAGCGCUUUCAAGGUCCCUACACCAAAACCAGGAGCCACUGCCAUCUCAAAUGGAUACUUGCCUCAAGUAAAAAUCGUGUUGCGGAGACGUGUUGGAGAGAGAACAAAUACAAUCCAUGCGGUAGACAGUACUCGUGAGAUUAUUGGAUGUGUCGAUGUCAAUACCUCUAUUGGCCUCACACCUCUCCUUGACUCGAAGUUUGGGAUCCGGACAGCUGCUAGAAUCCUAACGAGACCAAAACGAGAUGGCGACCCUCUCCCAGGUGCGGAAAUAUCCAAGAGAUACGGCCUCGAUUUGAACAUUUAUGGCCCGAAAAAGUAUGCCCUCCAAAUUGGACGCCAUCUUUCUCAGAAGCAAUUAUGGCUGCGAACACCUCUUUUUGUCGAAGCCGGAGUUGAGCUUCACAACCCUCACGCCAUUCAAAAACCCCCUCAACCGCCCCCUCGAAGCACAGGCACCUCUUAUGGCUACCGUCAGCAAGGCCCCGUGCGUACUACAGAAGAGAUCAGAAACGAUGUAUUGAGCAUGUUCGACUCUCUGGAACGCUCGGAAAAUCUACAGGAAAUGGAUGCAGAUCCUCGAAUCACUACGGAACUUCUUCGCCAUCAGAAACAAGGCUUGUUUUUCAUGAUUAAUAAAGAAAAAGAGCGGGAUUUUACAAAGGUCGAUAAGAGCAACUGCUCGUUGUGGCAACCGAGGAUCUUGGCCAACGGACAAAGAUCGUUCUUCAAUGUAAUUACUGGUCAGGAAGAGCGCAUUAGCCCGCCACAAGUCCUUGGAGGCAUCCUCGCUGAUAUGAUGGGUCUUGGCAAGACAUUGAGUAUUCUGUCUUUGGUCGUUCAGACUCUGGACAAUGAUGCACAAGAGUGGGCGCAGCAAACUCCCGGCAUUUGUGAGAACGAGAGAGACUUGUGUCCCACGAAAAAAGGCAAGGCAGCAUUGCCAAAGAUCGAGGCAACUUGUCUUGUUCAGAACUGCAAGACAACCCUCCUUGUAUCGCCCCUCAGUACGAUUGCCAACUGGGAGGAGCAAAUCAAGCAACAUAUCAAGCCGGGAACUAUCAAGUAUUAUAUCUACCAUGGUGCAAACCGGGUUAAGGAUAUCAAGAAGUUGGCUGAGUACGAUUUGGUCAUCACUACAUAUGGAAGCGUGGCCAGCGAAUUCAACUACCGCAGCAAGAAGAAACAUGGGACUUAUCCCCUUGAGGAGAUCAACUGGUUCCGCAUUGUACUUGACGAGGCACAUAUGAUUCGAGAGCAGUCUACUCAGCAGUCUAAGGCAAUCUGUAGAUUGGCUGCGAAUCGCCGAUGGGCUGUUACUGGAACUCCAGUCCAGAAUCGUCUCGAAGAUUUGGGUGCACUAAUGACAUUCCUGCGUAUCAGGCCCUUCGACGAGAAAGGUGGAUUUGCACAACACAUCAUGGCUCCGUUCAAGAUGUGUGAUCCCGAGAUCUUGCCAAAACUUCGAUUGCUCGUUGAUAGUGUCACUCUUCGACGUCUUAAGGACCGCAUCGACCUCCCUCCUCGACGAGAUCAAUUGGUCAGGCUUGACUUCAGCUCAGAAGAGCGCACCAUCUACGAAAUAUUUGCCAAGAACGCCAGUGAUAGGGUCAAGGUCAUCGUUGGCCAGAGAGAAAAGAGUUUGGGUGGUAAAUCAUAUGUCCACAUCUUGCAAUCGAUUCUCCGUCUUCGUCUUAUCUGCGCUCAUGGCAGAGACUUACUUGGUGAAGAAGACUUGAAGGUCAUGGAAGGCCUCAGCAAGGAUUCGGCUAUCGAUUUGGAUAGUGACGAGGAGGAGGAUAGGCCUGGACUUACUUGUAAGCAGGCUUAUGAUAUGUACAACUUGAUGAAGGAGACCAAUGCCGACCUAUGUCUCACAUGUGGUCGCAAGAUUGGGCCUAACGAUGUUGUUGAUUCUGAUGGAGAGCCAAAGGACGAGAUUAUUGGUCAUAUCACUCCUUGCUACCACAUCAUCUGCACAACUUGUAUUGAUCGUUACAAGACUCAGAUGGAGGAAAUUGCAGGAGGUCAACCCGAGAUCAGUUGCCCAAUCUGCCAGCAACAUAUCAAGCUUUCUUACUUCCCUCUCCGACAAGGAGGUGUAGAGGAUGAGGAGGACAGCCGCAAGAUCUCCAAGGAUAAUGCGAGGCACGGCAAGGAUCUCGGAAACUACAGCGGCCCACAUACCAAGACUAAAGCAUUGAUUAACGAUCUGCUUAUAAAUCAGCAAGAAUCAGAGCUGAUGCCCAACGAGCCUCCAAUAAAAAGCGUGGUCUUCUCGGGCUGGACAGCGCAUCUGGAUCUCAUUCAACUUGCACUCUCCGAAAACGGCAUCAAAUAUACCCGUUUGGACGGAAAGAUGUCUCGAACCGCUCGUGGCGCUGCCCUCGACGUAUUCCGUGAUGAUUCAUCCAUCAUUGUCAUACUCGUCUCCAUCACCGCCGGUGGUCUCGGUCUCAAUCUCACAACGGCAAACAAGGUCUAUGUAAUGGAACCACAGUAUAACCCAGCAGCCGAGGCUCAAGCAGUCGACCGAGUUCACCGCCUGGGACAGAAGCGAGAAGUCGAGACAGUGCGGUACAUCAUGAAGGACAGUUUCGAAGAGAAGAUGUUAGAGCUGCAGGACAAGAAGAAGAAGCUGGCGAGCUUGAGCAUGGAUAAUGAAGGAAGAUCACGCAUGGACAAGACGGAGGCCGCGAGGAAGAGAUUAGAGGAUUUGCGGAGCUUGUUCAAGUAAUUAUUUCAUUGUAUGGUGUGUGAUUAGGGGAUCUGGCGUCUCGAGAGGAGCAUGGAAAUGGAGUUAUGGUUCUUAGGGACAUGGGAGGUACAUAUUACCGGUCGACAUUGCAACGGUCUUUGCGGUUAUCAGCAUUUAUGACUGGUGAUUUCAAGGAUGGUCCUGGCGACCUGGCAUACAGCUUUUCAAGCUUUCCUUUUCCUUUUAGCGGUCACUAAAGGAGAUCAUUUUGUUGGAGUAUACACUAGAGGAUACAGCUUCAUCUCACGCAUGAACAUGGUGCACAUGAGGUAGAUGAAGACACAUAUUUCGAGGCGCAUGGGGAGAAUUCAUUCGAGAUGAAUGAAACUUCAAAACAAUAUGCAUUUGCUUGUGACUUGCC